AUGCAGCACUUCCUUAUGUUGCGGCCCCAGUUGACAGAUUCUGAUAUGGACUAUGAGAGGCCAAACGUUGAAACUAUCAAGUGUGUGGUGGUAGGAGACAAUGCAGUUGGAAAGACCCGCCUUAUCUGCGCCCGGGCCUGCAAUGCCACACUGACUCAGUACCAGUUACUUGCUACACAUGUGCCCACGGUCUGGGCAAUUGACCAGUACAGAGUAUGCCAGGAGGUAUUAGAACGCUCCAGAGAUGUAGUGGAUGAUGUCAGUGUGUCCCUUCGGCUAUGGGAUACUUUUGGAGACCAUCAUAAGGACCGGCGUUUUGCAUAUGGCAGGUGA
Molecule: messenger RNA, 333 nt
Organism: Xiphias gladius (swordfish)
Lineage: Eukaryota; Metazoa; Chordata; Actinopteri; Istiophoriformes; Xiphiidae
Product: rho-related BTB domain-containing protein 2-like
Exons: 3
Coding region: 1-333 (110 amino acids)
Biological process (GO): small GTPase-mediated signal transduction
Molecular function (GO): GTP binding; GTPase activity
Source: RefSeq, a predicted model, not a curated record